AUGUUCACCACACAAUCAAAUUCAUGGGUACAAUCCGUAUCAUGGCCACGAGAUCGCAAACCCUUUAGAAUACCACAGCGCCAGAUAGCCCUCCGCAAAGAACACAUCGCAACUACCGACACACAUCUCCUGCUUAAACCACAAGGCGGAGCCCAAUCGGCUGUCCGAUUCAAGAUCAUUGACGACUACAACGACUCAACAAAGUUCACAGUGACAGGCAAGAAGUAUAGCGAUCGCUCAUGUCGAGAAAUCCGCGACUCAUCCGGUCUACCCUUAUUCGAAAUCCACGAAAAGGCCAGGUUCGCACAUAAGUGGUUUGUCACCCUACCCGGCAGCAACGAAGCCACCGUAGCCAAUGCAGCUGUGAAGUACUCGUUGAAGUAUGGGAUCAAUGACUUUGGUAUGUCAUUUGAAAACCAAGCUGCCCUGGAGACGAAAGAUCAAGAGAACAAACAGGUCAAUUUGGUUGUGGAGAGGCAUGGUAAUAGCAUUCCGCGGUUUGAUGUUGUGGAUGGGGAUCGGACGGUGGCUUGUGUGAAGGAGAGUUGGGAACAUAACAGGACUUGGCCGCUAAUGACUACGGGUUACCGCAAGACUCAGCCUGUUCUUGAUAUUUCUGUAGCUGCUGGUGCGGACUUGUCAUUGGGUGCUGCUGUUGGUGUGAUUUUAUCGGAUUGGGCAUAUAUGGCUUAUAAGUGA
Penicillium antarcticum is the source of this 699-nucleotide messenger RNA. RefSeq lists its product as uncharacterized. The transcript has 2 exons. The coding region runs from base 1 to 699 and encodes 232 amino acids. NCBI's taxonomy places the organism in Eukaryota, Fungi, Ascomycota, Eurotiomycetes, Eurotiales, Aspergillaceae. The record is from RefSeq and is a predicted model, not a curated record.